UCCUCGCGCCCCGGGCGGGAAAGAGACACAGCAGUCGCCGCGGCGCGCGAGGGAAAGGGUCGGCAGGUAUCCGGGCAGUGACGUGGAGUCCGCUCCCCGCGAGCAAGCAAAACGGUGCGGUUGUCGUGUUUUUCGCGGGAGGGCAGGAGCGGGAAGGGAAACAUGGCCGCGCAGUCGGACGGCGGCAAAGCUGCGGGGUGCGGCGGGUUCGCCCAGCUGUACGAUGUCGACGCGGAGGAGCCGCUGGACUCCGCCGCCAUCCACAUCUGCCAGUGCUGCCGCUCCUCCGCCUGCUACUGGGGUUGCCGCUCAGCCUGCCUCGGCUCCCUGCUCGGCGGGGGCCAGCCCGUCGGAGGGAUCGGAGUCCGGGAGACCCACUGCCCUCCCCGCGAGCAGCUGUGGCUGGACUGCCUCUGGAUCAUCCUCGCCCUCCUCGUCUUCUUCUGGGACAUUGGCACAGACCUGUGCCUGGCUGUGGACUACUACCAGAGGCAGGACUACCUCUGGACUACACCGGCGGGGGGCUCGGGGAUGUGGAGGGGCUGACUAAGCGGGGCACGGUCACUCUGGGCUGCCUCUAUCCCGGCAAGGACCGCCUGCAGCUGGCCACCAUCUGGCUGUGGCAGGCCACCAUACACAUCCUCCAGCUGGGGCAGGUGUGGAGGUACAUCAGGACUCUGUAUCUCGGCCUGAUGUCUCGUCGGCAGAAGGAGCACCAGCGACGGUGGUACUGGGCCAUGAUGUUCGAGUACGCGGACGUCAACAUGCUGCGUCUGUUGGAGACGUUCCUGGAGUCUGCACCUCAGCUGGUGCUGCAGCUCUGCAUCAUGAUCCAGGAGAACCGAGCCGAGACCCUUCAGUGCAUAUCUUCACUGGCCUCCCUCCUGUCGCUUGCUUGGGUUCUGGCCUCUUACCACAAACUGCUGCGAGACUCUCGAGACGACCAACGCAGCAUGAGCUAUCGCGGUGCGCUACUCCACCUCUUCUGGCGCCUCCUGACCAUCUCGUCCCGGGUCCUCUCGCUCGCUCUCUUCGCCUCCCUUUUCCACAUUUACUUUGGCAUCUUCGUGGUGCUCCACUGGUGCGCCAUGGCCUUCUGGGUGGUUCAUGGAGGCACCGACUUCUGCAUGUCCAAGUGGGAGGAGGUUCUCUUCAACAUGGUGGUUGGCAUCGUCUACAUCUUCUGCUGGUUCAAUGUGAAGGAGGGUCGGACGCGUUACAGGAUGGUAGUGUACUACAUCAUAGUGUUGGCAGAGAACACCAUUCUCACAGGGUUAUGGUAUGCCUACCGGGAUCCAGUUUUGACCGACUCCUACGCUGUCCCAGCUCUGUGCGGCGUCUACUUUACGUUUAUUGGUGGCGUCUUGAUCAUGCUCCUGUACUACGGUUUCCUGCAUCCCGCCACUGCCCACCUCCAGCCGAGUCCGGCCUCCUCUUGUUGCGCCCAGCUGCUUUGGGGGCUCCCCCUACCCCCAUCUGCCCCGCCCACUGCCCCGCCCACCCCAGCCCACAUGGUCAAGUCACAGACGGACGAAGAUGUGGCUGAGACGUGUCUUCCCGUCUUCCAGGUGAGGUCCACUCCCACCACCUCCAAACCUGAGGGUCCGCUCAUAAAAAUCGACAUGCCCAGGAAGCGCUACCCGGCGUGGGACGCCCACUACGUCGACAGGCGCCUGCGUAGGACUAUUAACAUCCUGCAGUACAUAACGCCGGGCGCCGUGGGCAUCCGAUACCGCGACGGACCUUUGCUGUACGAACUGCUUCAGUACGAGUCCUCACUUUGACACCAACACACAUGUAUACUUUAGCACAUAAGCACCAUAAAAAAAUACGAUAUGUGAAUGUUCUUGAAGAUUUAUGAUCACACGUCAGACUUGAUGUGAGCACAAACAAUUUGUCUCGUCUUUGCGUAAGCACACGCACAAUCACAUGCGCAUUUCUACAACCCACGGCUUAGUGAGCUGCUUCACUGCCUUUCUUUCUGUCCUUUUCUUUGCUCCACCUCCUUUUAAAUCUCACAUACUUUUCUUUAUGUCGCAAAGAAAAAAAAGAAAUAAAAAAUGACAAGCAACACAAAUGUACAUCCACAUUUGAUCACGCCCUUUAUGUUGCCAUUGUUUACAAGUUUCAGAGGAAUAAAGGAACGUGACACAAGGAGUCACUUUCAAUAAUAAUAGGAGAUUGUGAAACCUAUUAGAAUAGUCAAAAAUCCGUAUGUAUAUAUAAUACAUGUACAGAAAGGGUGCUUCAAUUUUUGUGUUUCUGUUAGUUUUAGUAAAGAAAAAAGUUUUUUUGAAGAGUUUGAUGGAAAAAGUUAUCAGCAGACCAGGAAAGCAUGACAGGAAAGAUAGAGAAUUUCAUACGAAUUAAUCCAAAAAAACCCUUUGAUACAACUUUGUGGUCAUAAUGUCUAUUAUAAUAAAAUUAAGACAAUCCAACUUUAUUGGAAUAUUCUGGACUAAAUUGGAUUAUAAUAACGUGUGUAGCGCAUUAGACAAAAUCGGUUGUAAACUGAUGCAAGAUUAAAAAAGGUGAUAAUUUGAUUCAUAAUUUUUAAUAAUACAAAUUAUUUGUUUAAAUAUAUCUUGUUAAAACGUUCAAAAUGACAUAUAUUAUGUUUAAUAUGGUCCAAAAAUUUUACUGCUAAAAUUGCUACCUCGCUAACUGUUAAUUACCUUUCAUAUAAUACGAACCCUAGUUUCUAAAAUGCAUACGCUUUUUUAAAAUAUUUUUUUUGACAUGUAUACAAACAGGAAUGAUUAUAUUAUUACCAUAAACUGUUUAUCUCCAAAAUGCUGCACAUUUUUAUUUGUACUAAUACUUAGAAAAGGAGGAUCAUGCUACCAAAUACUUGCUAACGUGCAAAGGUAGCUAGUUCGCAAAAAAACUGAUGUACUAUAUUUAUAGGUAGUCGAUGCUCGCCUGUUACUAUCGUCCAAUGUAUGUCAAGAGUGACGCCAUAUUGUUAAGGGGAGUCAACAAUGACACGACUUAGCAAAUACAGUAAAAUGACAACUGCAUGCUAAAUUUUGAUCCAAUUAAAAAAAAAAAAAUCUAAUCAUCACAAAAAUAAAACCCGCACCAUGGUAUUAAUUUUUUUGUACAAGGUGCAACAGAUGAACGGCAACCUUCUAUAAAUAAAUAUAUUGGAAACAAUGCAUACUUAAUGAUUGGUUGGGAUUAUAUUCAAAUCUACACACAUACCAAGAUUUACACUGGAGUCUUUGUUUCAAGACGGUUCGGGUGGUUAUUCGACAUCAGUCUACGGCACGGGCGGGGCAAGGUCCGGGUGGGGGUGGGGCGGUGUAAAGCAGGUGGCCAAGCCCUUCUUUGCUAAACAGGAGCCAGUCACGACCCACCACUGCAGGGGAAUUGCACUCGAUAGUGGUGGGUGAGGCUGGGUUGGGUGUCCCACAAGUGAACCCCACCCAUUCCCUGGCACCCAAACGACCCCAGGCAGGCGGUCUUCUGUACGCCACAUAUCACUCUUCCCUCUUUGCUACUGAAGGAAUCCUGUUUUUUUUUUUUUUCCUCCACUUAGUAAUAUACUUCAAUUCAGCGAGUCGCCUCGUCUGAUCAGAGGUCGAACACACAUACAAAUACUAAGGUCAUCCUUCAAAAAACAAAAUAAGAUAGAUGGCAAUGCUAGAAAACAUGGAAAUAGUGCAAAGUCUCACGCUACUAUUGACUUUAAAUAGACUUGUGUUGAUAUUGCAAUCAACACUACAAGAUCAAUCUAAAAGGUCACCACUCUGAGAGUGAACUCACUCAGAUCUUCCUAAAAUGUAUUUUAAAAGUUCUUCUUAAUUAGCUGGAUGGAAUAAUUUACUUAAAAAAAAAAGUCACAUCCUUUUUUUGUCCAGCAUGUUGCCCUUUCCAAUAUGGCGUCCAACUUUGCAACUCGUAGCGCACCAUCUCUAUCCGAUAUUUCAUUGGCAAAAACAAUAGAAAAGAAAUAAGGCUAAGUAGCAAUUUAAGUAAAUUGUUUCCAUGUUAUUAAUUUUUAAAGUUGUUUGCACAAUAAGAUGGAGGACACAAAACGCUAACAAACAGAAAUAAGCUAGCAUAGCUUCGAUUUCUAAUUGAAAGUAUGCUAACAUCGACUUGUUAGCAUAACAAUUUGAGCUUCUACAUUAUUUGCUCUACAUUAUUUUCUUUGAAAAUAUUAUUUAUACGUUAAUCAAAAUUUGUGUAAAUUAUUUUUAAAACUGUUGUUUUCCAAAUCAUUAGCUAGAAGCUAGCUACAUUAGCUCAGAGGUAAAACGACCAAGCAAAAAGUUUUCCUUAAUGCUACUAAGAGACAUUUUUUGCUAAAGAAAAUCAAGCAACAUAAAUGCACAAAUAAAACUUUAUAAUUAAAAACCACAUAAAGAGUUACAGAAUAAACUGUGAGCUGACAUUUUAUUGGUUUAAGGCACUCUAAAGUUCUAGCUACUUUGACGUAAAAAUAUUUGUCGUAUUGAAAUGACACAUUGGUUCAAACUUAACUGAACAAUAUAUUAGUGAUUUAAUUUAGUUGUUGCCUCAAAACCCCCUCAAAACCCCUCAGAACAUGCUGUUUGGUGUGUUCUGUGCUCCAGUUCUCCAUCGUUUCCUGUAAUGCUUAUAGAGGAGGUUAAUGGCUGCCAUGUUAGCAAUUCCCAAUCCUAAUAAAGAUGUUUAGAGAUAAAAAAAAGAAAAAUCAAAUAUGUUGACCUGUAUCGUAAUCAUAUAAUGUCUUAAUGUGAUCUUUUGGUCAUGUUGGUCCAACACUAUCAGGCUGCUGCCAACGAAUAUGAAACAUUUGUGAAUUUUAAUCAUUACUACCGUCCAGAUGACUUGUGUUCUCUCCUCCAAAAGCCACCCACAGUGGAGCUGUGAUGUGUGGCUCAUUCUUUAUUUAUUUAUUUUUUCAGUUUGUUUAUCCCUCCAAUCCAAGCUGUUGCAUUGGCAGGCGACAACAAACGAGCCAAUACAUCAGUCACCGGCCGGCCUGUCAAUCGCUACCUUGCCACUCCAGCAUGACGAAACACGGGAAAAAAUAUGUGUAUGUAUGUAUAUAAAGGUGGUGGAUUAAGGUGUCCUGCUUUUCACACCUUUAGUCUAGUCGUGAAACCAAACCAUGAGUCAUCGCAUUUGGAGCGGUUAGAGACUAUGAGCACAAACAAACUCAAGCUUCUUUUUGUUGACCUCCAACCAGAAGAAGCUUGAGAAACAUGGAGCAUCACAUUGAAAUAUUUAAAAACUGAAGAUACUUUGACAUUUUUGAGUGUCUGAUAAAUGUAAAAGAGGAUUUCACACUUAAUUCCAAUUCAGGAAUUGGAAUUAACCUGCAAGUUCUACCCAUUUUUUUUUUUUUUUUAGAAUUUAUCGAGUCCAAACUCUGUCUAUUUUGGACAAUUGAUAAGGUCAACAGCUUAUUCGUAGGUAGCAUUAAGUAGAAUUAGCAGCUGUAGUUUUAUUUUGGAAAUCAAACUCGAUCCUUUUCAUAAAAAGUACAGCAAAACAACUGCUUCUGGAACAACUCACAAGUGCAACAUGUCAAAAACAAAUACUCUCUAUACGCAUUCUGCUUUCUAGCGUGAUGAGCCUAAGGAUAAAAACAAUAAAUAAAAGACAUUUAAGCGAGGUUGAGGCUCCAAAGAGGUACAAAAUAGUGUCUAUUCAUGUUUAAAGUUGCUAAAAAUGAAGGAUGCUGUUGAAACGAAGCCAUAAAUAGAGAGAAUUGUAUCUAAAUCCUUACAAACUUUAGUAAUAAUAUUGAAAAAAAAACUAAGAAAAACAUAAUUUUACUUGUAAAAAAAAAGUGCACAAUUCACUUCAUUCUGGACAUUUGAAUUAAACAAAACUGCAGCUAAUAAAAGACAAUUUAACUUAAAAAAAAGAAUAUGUAGUUUAACAGAUCAUUUUAUAAGGUCUUCUACAUUCCCAUUAGAAACUAUUGAUAAAACAUUUUUACCAAAAGGCAAAAUGUCCCAAAAAUGUCAAAGUAUCUUCCUAAGCUCAACCACAGGAGGCUUAAGCUUGCGUUUUUAUUUCCUGGUGCUAGCCAAGCAGCAAAACCGGACAAUUUAUUAGCUGCAAUGGGGCAGAUUGAUUUAGCUGUUGAGAAAAUACAACCCAAGCAGCUGAUUACAUGGUGCGACGCUCUAAAGCCACAGAGUCAAUUGGCUGCUAACCCCACUUUAUAUGGUGCAAACAUAAAAACACACACUUGUACUAAUGGUGCAAUAAGGGCAGGUUGUCUCUUUGAAUCCAGUGGUGCGACUUGAGCGCUCGCCUUUAGUUGACAACCGAGGCUUGUGCCAAAGGCUCCGUCCAAAAGGGACAACCGCUCUUCCUGUCCUGCAGAAGCUAUGCAAGUUUCCGACGCAGGGAGAUGUGCUUAACGUACACACACACUUACACACACACACACACACACACAGGGUUUUCCUCUACAGCAGGGAGAUGCAUGAGGCGCGCCGACACACAGUCCUAACAGUCCAGGGCGUUACCUCACACUCACAUGACGUCCAAUAAACCCUUACCCCUUUAUAAUUUGGGAACAAUUUUCACAUGGUGCUACUGAGUGGAACAGGAUGUUUUUUUAAUGUGUAGUUAGGAAAAAUUUAGCCAAAUAUGUUGUUUCACAUUCAAAUGGACGUAGAAAAACUGUUGUAGAGAGUGUGAGAAAAGCAGCAACGCCUUCCUUCUCCUACCUGAGGACAUAACUACGCCUUAUCAUCUCAGCAGACGUCACUCGAGUCCAUAAGGAGGAGGGUGGUGCUGCUGCUUUCUGGUUCUCCCCGAUCCAGACACUCGCCGCACAUCCGGCACGGAUCAGGGACAAACUCCAAUACGUGCCAUUCGGAGAACUCAGUCAGCCAUUUGUGUUGGUGUCAAAUCCCUUUGCAUGAAUGUUGCACACUUGGGGGUGCACACAUGAACGGAUUCUGCAGAGUUGUGUUGGGGGUUAUGUAGGGGGAGAUUUCUUGCGCUUCGAAGCAAACCCACAAGCUUUUAUCUAUAUUUUGCUCCAGACAAACGACCCUCCGUUGCACCCAGAACUCCAGCUAACGUCAGAUCAGGUUUAAAACAGUCAAAUCAGGUCAGACUCAACCAAAUAUUUGUUUAUUUUUUGUGUGCGUGUAUGGAAGUACUCAAAUGUAGUGUUGGGGUUCAACGUUCAGGUACCAUCUAAGAGUUUAUUUAGCAGUAAAAAAGAAAAAAAAAACAUAAAGUUUGCAGUUGAAUUUACCAACAGCAAACCACAAGCUUCUUUUUUCAACCAGGAAACCAGAGCCUUACCCUGAAUGCACUCGAGAUCAAAUCAACGGGAGGCUCUGUCUGUAUUGUAUGGCUACACAUCUACAGCUAUGCAAGGUUGUUCAAAAAGCAGGAUGGCUCUGUGCUUAGAAAAUGUACAAAAAAAAGACAAAACUGCUGUUCUCUUGUUUUUUUUUUUCCUUCAGUUGUAUUUAAAAGUGGUGUUUAAGUCCAGAAAAACAAAUGUGAAACUUUAUGCAUCUAUUUGUAGUGUUAUACUUUAUUAGUUGCCACAAAGAUUUAUUUGUCGGGAGGAUGGAAACUAUGUGACUUUUAUUUUGUGGAAUUCCACCUCCCGACAUAGGAAUGUGCAUCUGAUUACGAAAGUUUCUUGAGAUAAAGAAAAAAUGUUCCACUAUCAGGGUCUGUGGAGCAUAUGAGACCGUUGGGUGUGGGUGUGUGCGCGAGAAUGCCAGCUCUUGUGUUUCUAGCGGUUCGUACACUUUUGAUUUUUAACGCAAAAGAUGUUUGGUUGAGAGUCAUGGAAUUGUUGGCACUCAUCGAGGCGUUCCUGAUCUCAGACCAAUUACUACCAAACUGGAGUCCCUAGGAAAUCCUUUCUUUUCAAAAGAAAUUCGCAGAUUCAAUCGCUAACGUUACGGGGAGAGGAUUUAGCGGUUUGGACUCGGGUUUGGACACUAAAAGCACAGGGAAGGGUGAAAAACUAAACCUUAACUUGGAUGUACCGAUAGGAUGUACGUUUUAUUUAUUUUGUCCGAGUCUUCUGCUUGGGGGAGGGUGGGGGCAUUAGUUUUAGCAACGUUGAUGUGCAAUAGUAGCUUUUUAUUUUGUUGUGAUUGUUCCAUGGGUUUGAAGACUCUUUGAUAUGUAGGAAUCGUUCUUUAUAAAUAGCGCGAAUGUAACGACAAGAGAAGAAAAUACAGCUCCACUGAAAACUGUGGUUUUGUAGGAAUCUGUGCCGUCGUGUUGUCCUAAGUGUUAGCGCACUAAUAUUAGACUUUAUAGCUAAGGGGAAGUUUAUGGAGAUAAUUGGCCAGACAGCGUCAUUUUAUUUUUUUUUGUCUCUUUAAAAAACAAAUUAGGGCUGCACAAUAGAUCAGAAAUGGGUCAUCGCGAUUAUUCAAUUAUUAUUAUUAUUACACGUAAAAACUAAAGUGUAAACUAUCCUAUGCGAAUGGUAAGCUAGCACUCCUUUGGGGCUAACAUCUUGAGACUAUUUUACCCCUUUAAUGGAGCAGUAGUUCUUUGAAUAACCGUAACGCUUUAACCAAUAUCUUAAUUCCAACACGUUAAUUAACACAAUUAACCUACAUGGAAUUACAUUAUUUGCGUAAACUAUCAAAAGGUUGCUAAGGGGUUUAGAACCAGUUGGGUUGCAGACACUCCUUUUUUUUAUGGUGGUUUUGAAUCCAGUUUCCGCGAAUCGUUUCAUAAACUAGUCAAGACAAGAAAUGCUAAUUGUGUACAGUUUAUUACUAAACUCACACUGAAUUGGUAUUUGCACUGCAGUGACUUGGAGUCAAAUUUCAAAAUGAAAUUUUCAAAAUGGUCACAAAAAAAUGGUACAAAUUGACAAUAGUGUGAUUGAAAUUUUUAAUUCUCAUUCAUGACCUCAAGAACUAAACCAGUUGGGUUUCAGACAUUUUUACCAAAAAAAAGUUUGUUGCAGGAAUCUUUUCUCAAGUUAAAAUUCCCUAAACAAGGAUGACGUUUGAAGAUAUUCUGAGUAAUUUCCAGAAUUGAUUUGAUUCGAUUCACCAGAGCCUUGAUUGAUUCAAUUCCAAUGUUUUUUUUAGUCUUUCGACCCUCUCAAUUCAAUUCAUUUUUGAGUUUACACAGUUUACACAUUUAGAAACAUUUGUUCAGAAAUACAUUUAUAAUCUAUAUAUAUGUUUUAAAGAUUUUCGUACUAAUCAGAUACAGUUCACAUUCUGUGAAAUGUAUUGGUGAAAUUAUGAGAUUGUAAUAGCAUACAGUGUUACAUGGAUUCUCAAAUGGAGAAACUAACAAUUGUUCUGCUUCUCCUGGAGGGCGUUUCAGUUUGGCCACUAGGUGGCAAAGGCGCUAUAGCAUUACACCUUAUUCGAGAAGAAGAAGAAAGUAUGAGGAAAAACAGUGCUGUCCUAUGGGAAGUCAAUUAAUUCAGAUCGAUUAAUCGACUUUAUCAACCCAGCCUCAAUUUUGAGGCCUUUUCAAAGCUUUUUUACUUGCGUGAUUCUUUCACUUACUCGUGAUUUGUGUUCAAAAGCAGAGAAAAAUCAUACAUUUACAAAAAAAACUCACUAUGCGUUGCAAUUCUCAGUGACAUAUGCAGUCCAAACUUUACUUUCUAAUUUAUGGAAGUGCAUUAAACAAACUCAAGAAAUUGUAUAUUUGUGUAAUUUGACUAAACACGCCAAUAUUUUUACUGUAACUGUAGUUUUAUUUAGACAAUAAAUGUCUUAAUUGUAAAAAAAUAUUAUUUUAAAUGUCUUAAAAAUAAGUUCCCAUUCAAUCCUGCAAGAUUAGAAUAUUUUUACAUCUAUUUGGGAGAAAUUUCAUGAAAUAAACUGACAGCUGGUAGUUGGAAAACCUCAAAUCCUGUUGAUUUCAAACAGUAUAACAUCUAAAAUACGUAAUGAUUUAUUAGAAAAAUUGACAAACUAUCAGCGUUCUGCAUUGAUUAUUACAUUAUGAACAAAUAUAGAGUAUAAUGUCAAGACAGCAAGUUUGUAGACUAUUAUUUCUGAAUAUUGUGCAGCCCUAUGCAUUCAGGAAUUUUUCUAUCCUUCGUUUUCCUGCAUGUCGUUGGGGAUGCGGGUUUCUGUACUUAACACCAAAUAACUGACCAAUCAGAGAGCAGACGGAAGAGCGCAGACAGAGGUUGUGUUGUGCAUCUCCAGUUAGUCCGAUUGUUGUGUCUAGGGUUAGUUUUAGGGCAGAGUUUGGCGUUUUCCGGGAAAAAGUUGCGUAUUUUUGAUGGCCGUUGUUCGUCAUCAUUAGAAAAUGUGUUAUUUUUCUUACAAUACUUCCUGAAAAUUAAAAAAAAAAA
Messenger RNA from Oryzias melastigma (Indian medaka), 10279 nucleotides. It is a transcript of the gene xkr6a, whose product is annotated as XK-related protein 6. Gene Ontology annotation, cellular component: plasma membrane. Bases 693 to 1784 code for a protein of 363 amino acids. Gene Ontology annotation, biological process: phosphatidylserine exposure on apoptotic cell surface; apoptotic process involved in development; engulfment of apoptotic cell. The record is from RefSeq and is a predicted model, not a curated record. The transcript has 5 exons. Lineage: Eukaryota; Metazoa; Chordata; Actinopteri; Beloniformes; Adrianichthyidae.